AUGGGCAGCAUCCUCCCAUCGCCACCCCCCUGCUCUCACCACUACCCACUGGCCCCGUGCUCAGCACCAAUUGCUCCCUCAUCGGAUUCGCUAGUCUCGUGUGAACUUUCCUUUCCCUGCAGAAUCCCCCUGAAGGGCCGAAGGGUUAGUGACAUCGAGAAGCAUCGACAGCAUCCCGCCCCAUUCCCCCCCUCUUCCCCCCCCCCCCUUCACACCACCCUAUCACCGUCGUACCUGUCCUCGCUUGUUGUUCAGCCCCCUUUCCCUCUCCGCUCCACCCUCUCCUCUCCGCUGCAAUCCGCCCUCUCCUCUCCGCUCCACCCUCUCCUCUCCGCUCCGCCCUCUGCUCUCCGCUCCGCCCUCUCCUCUCCGCGCCGCCCUCUCCUCUCCGCUCCACCCUCUCCUCUCCGCUGCAAUCCGCCCUCUCCUCUCCGCUCCACCCUCUCCUCUCCGCUCCGCCCUCUCCUCUCCGCUCCACCCUCUCCUCUCCGCUCCGUCCUCUCCUCUCCGCUCCGCUCCGCCCUCUCCUCUCCGCUCCGCCCUCUCCUCUCCGCGCCGCCCUCUCCUCUCCGCUCCAAUCCGCCCUCUCCUCUCCGCUCCAAUUCGCCCUCUCCUCUCCGCUCCGCCCUCUCCUCUCCGCUCCGCUCUCUCCUCUCCGCUCCGCUCUCUCCUCUCCGCUCCGCCCUCUCCUCUCCGCUCCGCCCUCUCCUCUCCGCUCCGCCCUCUCCUCUCCGCUCCGCUCUCUCCUCUCCGCUCCGCCCUCUCCUCUCCGCUCCCCUCUCUCCUCUCUGUUCCGCCCUCUCCUCUCCGCUCCGCUCUCUCCUCUCCGCCCUCUCCAAUCCGCUCCGCCCUCUCCUCUCCGCUCCGCCCUCUCCUCUCCGCUCCGCCCUCUCCUCUCCUCUCCAACCUCUCCUCUCUCGAAAAUUGAUUCCAUUGCUGCUUCGGCGCAGCGCCGCGCCAUUGCUUAUAGCAAAAGCCAGUUCGCAGAGUCGUUUCAACGAAUUUAUGCUUCGAGACGUCUCAACGAUUUAA
This is a messenger RNA of Closterium sp. Yama58-4, 1032 nucleotides long. Lineage: Eukaryota; Viridiplantae; Streptophyta; Zygnematophyceae; Desmidiales; Closteriaceae. The record is from the annotation of a GenBank genome assembly.